Molecule: messenger RNA, 842 nt
Organism: Branchiostoma belcheri (Belcher's lancelet)
Lineage: Eukaryota; Metazoa; Chordata; Leptocardii; Amphioxiformes; Branchiostomatidae
Product: mammalian ependymin-related protein 1-like
Exons: 7
Coding region: 130-780 (216 amino acids)
Biological process (GO): cell-matrix adhesion
Cellular component (GO): extracellular region; lysosome
Molecular function (GO): calcium ion binding
Source: RefSeq, a predicted model, not a curated record
CUCGCGCAGACCCACCCCCUGAGUCAGAGCUAUAACAAGAGACCACGUCGCUGUUUUGAAAACUCUUAAAAGAAUUCCUGCGACAAUUUUUUGCUUCAUUCCUUCUCGCCAACCCCUAAUCUCAACAAGAUGCUGGUCUUCGUGGCAGUCGCGUUCUUGCUAGGUGAAUGUCCAACUACUGCAGCCCCGGUGGAUGACCCGACUCACUGCUGUAUGCCGAAGCAGUGGUCUGGCACUAUGGGUAUCAUCAGUGGCUCUGUAAGCGGUGGGAAGCCUUCGACAAAGAACCAGACCAUCAUGGAGUAUUAUGAUUACGACAAGAUGAAGGUUGCACUGGUGGACGUGAGAGGAACCUACAGGAUUGUGGAAGACCAUAACAAGGGGGUGUCCUACACUAUAACUUCAAACCAGUGUACCACCAGCAAGCUGACCGAAAAGUUGUACAACUGCAUCCCAACCAAUACUACGUUUCUGGGAUCGUACACAUAUGGCGGCCCACAAGGAUUGAAAGUGUACGAAUACUCGGUUGAUACUAUUGUCCCUGGUCUGUUGGGGAGGGCUUCCUUCAGCGUCGACAAUUGUCUGCCAGUUGUGGAGACGAUAAUCAACACUGGAAAUGAUCCCUAUAUUGAUGCUAUUGGAUUCGUCAACAUGGAAAUGACCAUUAAGGACCCUUCCGUGUUCGAUGUGCCCAGCCCGCCCUGCCCGGCAGACACAGAGCUGGGUAACGUCGUGACCAUGCCCACGCGGCGAAGAGCCAUCUUUGGUCGUUUUCCCUGAUCUUACAUUUCUCCAAUCCUUUGAGGAACCACAAGCAUGAAAUAAAUGAUUUACUCCUUGGA